Cannabis sativa is the source of this 2601-nucleotide messenger RNA. RefSeq lists its product as uncharacterized. Gene Ontology annotation, cellular component: plasma membrane. The record is from RefSeq and is a predicted model, not a curated record. Gene Ontology annotation, molecular function: transmembrane transporter activity. The transcript has 3 exons. Gene Ontology annotation, biological process: transmembrane transport. The coding region runs from base 121 to 2583 and encodes 820 amino acids. Lineage: Eukaryota; Viridiplantae; Streptophyta; Magnoliopsida; Rosales; Cannabaceae.
CACUCCUCAACCCCCAUCUCUAUUAAUUUCAUAGCAGUACUGUAAUACUCACACUCUCCUCUCUCUCAUCCCCAAGAAGAAAAACCAUAUAUUCAUUCUAACGAUAAGUAAAUAAUUAAUAUGGUUUCUUUUUUCGACCACACCGACCGAGCCCGAGCCACCUUGUUAACAUGCCUAGCCGCAGCCUUCAGAACCGCAAUCGCUUGCUCCAUAGUGGCUUGUACAACUCUGUACGGCCCAGAAUCCUUCCGCAGCGUGGUACGCUUCCCAGCAUUCUCUUACGUGACGGUGAUCCUUGUCGUGACAGACGCCACUCUGGGUGACACGUUGCGCGGCUGCUGGCUAGGUCUCCAUGCCACGGUCCAGAGCCUUGGGCCGGCCAUGCUCAGCCUCUGGCUGAUAGGUCCAUCUCGUUUCUCAGAAAGCGUGACUGCCCUGGCCGUUGCGCUUGGAGCUUUCGUUGUGGCCCUGCCUGAAUCGACUCAUCUGAUCUCGAAGCGAAUAGCGCUGGGCCAGAUUGUGAUUGUGUACGUUGUUGGGUUUAUUAAUGGUGAGCUAGACGAGGCUGUUAUGCACCCCCUCCGCGUGGCGGCUAGCACUGGAGUUGGCCUCUCCGCUUGUGUCUUGGCUUUGCUGCUUCCUUUUCCUAGACUAGCUUUCAAGGAGGUGAAACACAAUUGCCAUCUCUAUGGAGAGAAUGCUUCAAAGAGACUAAACAACUUCGUGAAGGCCUAUACCGCAGAGGAUAAGACAACGGCACUUGAAUCUAUAUCUCAAGCAAAAACAUUGGCUGCUACCGGCACCAAACUUAUUCAAAACAUAAAAAGAUUCCAAGAAAGCAUGCGAUGGGAGAGACCUCCACUGAGAUGUUUGAAACCAAGCAGCAUCUUAAUGAACCCAGGAGACAAAAUGCAAGAUUUGGAAGUACCAUUAAGAGGGUUAGAAAUGGCUUUAAAAACCACAACUUCAUUUCCUGUUAAAAAUCUAACGGGAGAGCUCAGAGAUGGUCUAGUUGUAAUGGAGAACAACAUGAACCUUGGUACUGUGGGAAGCUUACACUUGAACGAAUCGUUUACAGUCCCUGAAUCUGUUGAAGAAGAUAAAAACUUCCUUCAAACAUUGCCUAAGGAUCUUCCACCAACCCAUCAAGAAUUACCCUCAUUUUUCUUCCUCUUUUGCAUGAAACUCCUUCACAUAAAAAAGCUAGCCACAAAAACAAUAAAACCCAGUACCCCAGGGCAGAAGGCUUCAACCGAUAGAGAUGACGAUAGUAUUUGGGCUUAUAUUUUUCCAAAACUGAGCAGCAACCAAAGGCUCAUGUACGCAUUCAAAUGCUCGUUUUCAUUGGGCCUUGCAGUGUUCUUUGGGCUUUUUUACAGCAGAGCCAAUGGUUUCUGGGCCGGACUCCCAGUUGCCAUAAGCCUAUCCGCUGGCAGAGAGCCCACUUUCAGAGUUGCCAACCUUAAAGCCCAAGGGACUGUUUUGGGAACCAUUUAUGGAGUUUUGGUUUGGUUUCUAUUCUCCAACAUUUUACCAUUAAGACUUUUUUCACUUCUCCCUUGGUUCAUUUUCACUGGCUUUCUCCAACGUAGUCGGAUGUACGGACAAGCCGGGGGUAUUUCAGCCAUCAUUGGUGCCAUCUUGGUUUUGGGCCGAGAAGGUUUUGGGCCUCCAAGCCAAUUCGCUAUAGCAAGAAUUGUCGAAACCUUUAUUGGGUUAUCUUGUUCCAUCUUGGUGGACUUACUCUUCCAACCCACUAGAGCUUCCACACUUACAAAAGUCCACCUCUCAAAAAGUCUCGACACGUUGAACGAGUGUAUUGGGUCUUUGAGUACAAGCACCAAAGCCCUAUUGGAAGAGAACCGAAAGAAGCUGAAGAUGAACAUUAGGGAGCUUGAGAAUUUCAUUAGUGAAGCUGAGCUGGAGCCCAAUUUCUGGUUCGUGCCAUUUCCUAGUGGCUCCUACGGAAAACUUACCAACUCUUUGUCCAAAAUGGUCGAUUUGCUUGACUUUAGUGCUCAUGCAUUGGGGUUUCUUCACCAAUAUUAUUACUCCAAUGAUCAUGAUAACGAAAUCAUGAUCAAAAUUGACGGUGAUGUCGACCUUUUCAAGAAACUGGUUUGUUCUUCCGUAACAUGUUUUCAAGAGGUUAGUUUGAUAAAAUCAUUGCCUAUUCUCGAAGAGGAGUUUGAGAAGAACAAAAUGCCACAUGAUGUGGAGAUGGGAAAAUACUCAAAUAAUGAUAACUUUACCAACACUCAAUUGAAUGAAGAAGAGGUGGACAUGAUUUUGGGCUCUUACCUCCAACAUUCAAGAGAAGUUAUAGAGAAGAUUAAUAAUGAUGAUAAUAAUAAUAAUAAACAACAAGUAGUAGUGGCUAAUAAUGAUCAUGAUGGGGAGAAAAUGAUCAAAAGCCAAAUGGUGACUCUGAGUUUGAGUGCUCUUGGGUUUUGCAUAAGUCGUUUUAUGAAAGAAACUAAGGAGAUUGAAGUUGAAAUGAAGGAAGUCGUUCAGUGGGAAAACCCUUCUAGCCGUGUUGAUCUGUAUAAUAUUUCCUGUAUGAUACGUGCUUUGAAGAAAUAAAAUAAAAAGCAUUGUAAA